AUGGAGGGUCCAGUGGGCCAGUGAAAUGUCAUCAACAUAAUUUAAUAUCCAUAAGGCCUCAAUAACUCUAUAAAUAUGCUGUCUAUACCAGAUAGCUACAUAAGUCUAUUCAGGCCUACCCUUCGUGGUGAAUGGAAUUCUUAUGAGAAAUGGAGUGUAUCACUAGCCUAAUUUGGUAGCCCUAACUUGUUGAUGUGUUAAAUGAGAAUUUGUAUUACCAGAGAGCACAGUGAACAAUAAUUGGACAUUUCACUAAUAUUUAUUGAUAUUGACAUGGGUUAAAGAAUAGAUGGUAAAGUGGAGUGAAAGCUCAAGAGGUGUUUGAUAUAAAACAAGGUUCUCGCUCUCUCGCUCUCUGUCUCCCUCUAUUUCAGAUUAGGGUCAGUUGAGUUCGUAUGACAGUCUGUGCCACUUCCUUAACGAAGUUUCGCCUUAAUGUCUCACCUCAUCAAUCUGUCCCAGUAGGCUAAUUCCUCUAGGAUGGUUCCACUUUGCCUGCUCACAUGGUAGCCUACGGAGUAUUGCUUCUCUCUCUCUUGUUUAGCCAUUUAUAAUAAAUCUUCAUGGACGGUAGAUAUUCUAGCAUAAGUAUAGAGUUGUUUUAAGCAGCUCUUUACGACAUCUCUUGAUCUUGUCUUCCUCUCUAAGGCUAGAUGUUUAUCCAGAUUACUCUAAUCCUUUGUUAUUACUGCAGCCUCCCAGAUCAGAAAAGUGACACCAGUGGUAGUGACACAACCAUGCACGCUUGGAUGUAUACAGUACAUACUCAUAUCUACCCUCACGCAUGCACACAUAGUCCUACUACACACAAACUUCUCAGACUUCAAAAUACCACAUAGCUUUGCAGUGUGACUGUGAAGCUGCACUAAUGAAUACACAGAGCACACCCCAACUGUGAUUGUACUGUACAUUGCACAAGGGGGACUCUGUAGCCUAGCUAAAAAGCACUAAUUCAGGAUGAGAAACAGGUAUUUAGGGCUAGGGGCCAGCCUUGUAAAUGCGAUUUUGAAUGUAUUGCUCAAUGUCUUGCGACUGCGAAGGCAAUUAUCUGUUGGAUUUGCCUAUGGUUUCUACACUCGACAGCAUUUAUUUCGCCCAUGUGGUAGCUGGGAGGUCAAGAGCACACAUCUGUGCCAGGAUAGACAACGCCACUGGAAGAGAUUUUGAAUAGUUUUGGAAUUAUGUCAUGUAUUGAAUAUCCAUAUGGUAUAUGGUUCAACUUAAAAUAAUAGUUUGUCUUGCAUGAUAUUUUGUAAGUUGUGUUGUAGAGGAUACCUUAUAUGAUAUAGGGCCAUGUUCAUCUUUACAGCAAUAGUCAUUUUUUCAUUAAAUAUCUAAUGUAAUAAUAUAGUAACAACAACAAUAACCAACUAUACACUACUAGCUCAGCUUCCCAACCACUUGACCUCACACCACCCCACAAGGGAAUGGGCUAUUACAUUCUGUUGGUAGUUCAGCCACUCAGCGCAACCUGCACUUUAGCAGUGCUGGCCUGUGUCAAUUCAAGCCACUCGGGUUGACAUUUAUCGAUCUGUACUCUUUAGUUCUGGGAGGUGAUCAGCGAUGAACAUGGUAUCGACCCCACAGGCACCUACCAUGGAGAUAGCGACCUACAGCUGGACAGGAUCAGUGUCUACUACAACGAGGCUUCAGGUAGCACAUCUACACCCUCUAGAGUUACAAAUAACCUUUCAACAGAAGAAUGUCUUUGGUGCUUACACAUACAUGUACAUACAGUACCAGUCAAAAGUUUGGACACAGCUACUCAUUCAAGAGUUCUUCUUUAUUUUUACUAUUUUUUACAUUGUAGAAUAAUAGUGAAGACAUCAAUACUAUGAAAUAACACAUAUGGAAUCAUGUAGUAACCAAAAAAGUGUUAAACAAAUCAGAAUAUAUUUUAUAUUUGAGAUUCUUCAAAGUAGCCACCCUUUGCCUUGAUGACAGCUUUGCACACUCUUGGCAUUCUCUCAAACAGCUUCAUGAGGAAUGCUUUUCCAACAGUCUUGAAGGAGUUCCCACAUGUACUGAGCACUUGUUGGCUACUUUUACUUCACUCUGCGGUCCAACUCAUCCCAAACCAUCUCAAUUGGGUUGAGGUCGUGUGAUUGUGGAGGCCAAGUCACACUGCAAAGCUAUUAAUGUAAUGGGUGAAAAUCUCAAUGUCGCAGGGGAAACUGUAUAGGAUCAUACAAUUCGUGGACUAAUGGAGGUGUACAGGACGUGAUAUAUUUUGUCCUCCCCCUGGUGGACAGAUAGGAGCUCCACUCCCCUUGACAUCAAAUAACCCAUUGUUCCCUGCAAUAUUGAGCUGGUGUGUGUCUCUCAAUCUUUGUCUCUCAUGGAGGUGGCAAGUAUGUUCCCAGAGCGGUCCUAGUGGACCUGGAGCCCGGCACCAUGGACUCUGUCAGAUCUGGACCCUUCGGACAGAUCUUCAGACCAGACAACUUUGUGUUUGGUAAGGAAUGAGAGGGGUUUGAGUUUAGCACUGCUUGAAAAUUGAAGGGACAUAUCACGUUUAGUUAGCACAUAGGAAAAUUAAACAGAGUGAAAAAGUCAUUAUGAAACAGUCCUGUCAUUUUGAAGUAAAAUAGGGUUUGAGGUGUUCUUAUGUCCCUCCUUUCCUCCGAUGUUUCUAGGUCAGAGCGGUGCAGGAAACAACUGGGCAAAGGGCCACUACACUGAGGGAGCAGAGUUGGUGGACUCAGUCCUGGAUGUGGUGAGGAAAGAGGCUGAGAGCUGCGACUGCCUCCAGGGCUUCCAGCUCACCCACUCCCUGGGUGGGGGCACUGGCUCGGGCAUGGGCACCCUGCUCAUCAGCAAGAUCCGUGAAGAGUACCCUGACCGCAUCAUGAACACCUUCAGCGUGGUGCCCUCCCCGAAAGUGUCGGACACUGUGGUGGAGCCUUACAACGCCACGCUCUCGGUUCACCAACUUGUAGAGAACACAGACGAGACCUUCUGCAUUGACAACGAGGCUCUCUACGACAUCUGCUUCCGUACCCUCAAACUCACCACGCCGACUUACGGAGACCUCAACCACCUGGUGUCGGCCACCAUGAGCGGGGUCACCACUUGCCUGCGUUUCCCCGGCCAGCUCAACGCCGACCUCCGUAAACUGGCCGUCAACAUGGUGCCUUUCCCCCGUCUCCACUUCUUUAUCCCCGGCUUCGCCCCCCUCACCAGCAGGGGGAGCCAGCAGUACCGUGCCCUCACCGUGCCUGAGCUCACCCAGCAAGUGUUCGACGCCAAGAACAUGAUGGCCGCAUGUGACCCGCGCCACGGUCGCUACCUUACUGUCGCCGCUGUCUUCCGUGGCCGCAUGUCCAUGAAGGAGGUGGACGAGCAGAUGCUCAACGUCCAGAACAAGAACAGCAGCUACUUCGUUGAAUGGAUCCCCAACAAUGUCAAGACCGCCGUCUGCGACAUUCCUCCAAGAGGCCUCAAAAUGGCAGUCACCUUCAUCGGCAACAGUACAGCCAUCCAGGAGCUGUUUAAGCGUAUCUCUGAGCAGUUCACCGCCAUGUUCCGCCGCAAGGCCUUCCUCCAUUGGUACACCGGAGAGGGCAUGGACGAGAUGGAGUUCACUGAGGCAGAGAGCAACAUGAACGACCUGGUGUCUGAGUACCAGCAGUACCAGGACGCCACCGCUGAGGAGGAGGGUGAGUUUGAGGAGGAGGCUGAGGAGGAUGCUUAA
Coregonus sp. 'balchen' is the source of this 3694-nucleotide messenger RNA. The record is from the annotation of a GenBank genome assembly. NCBI's taxonomy places the organism in Eukaryota, Metazoa, Chordata, Actinopteri, Salmoniformes, Salmonidae.